CUUCCCCUCCUCUCCGAGAUGCUAUCCACCAUGGCUCUUGCUCAUUCUUCGCCAUUUGCCGAGUUCCGCUCGUCCGAAGAUUUUGCGCUCCUCUGUUGGCUCCUCCGUCACCUCACCCCUCUCGACUACUGGUCUCACUCUCACUGCUGCAGCGCUGCGACUCCGCUCCUCCGCGCCUUGGCCUUCCAUCCUCUCCUUCUGCUCUUGCUCCCGAGCUGAACAGCUGCGCGGUCGUGGUGGUGAAUGGACGCCGUCGGCGGCGGAUAAGACUGAGAGGAGAAUGCCAUACUGCCUCCUUAAUUGAACUCGGUUUCUCCUUCGAUCCACUGGUUUCGUCAGGCAUCCUGUAUCUGUGAACUAUCAACUAUUUCUUCCUUCUGGGUAUUCCAACAGUGUCGAUACAUAGAACAUCAACAUCUAAUAUGCGUCGUCGGGAGCUUAUGUUAACCUGCCCACAAACAGGGCCGCGUGCUGUUUCUGCUGAGCAUAAUUCUCUGCUAGAUGGAACGCUUCCAGGUGAUGUUGAUGAUUUCCCUUCAGAAUUCCGUUUUGCAAAUGCACGUUCUGUUCGCCAGCGGAAGAUUACUCGAUGUAUAAGCAAUGAUCAGCUGCAGUUCCCACACCCAGACUCGGUGACUGCUUCUCAAUCACGCCGUAAGCGUAAAGCACGUAUGUUGGCCAGCUUGCGAAAAGACAGGCUGAUCAGGACGUCACCAAGACGAUCUGUCCGCCGUAGGACUACCAUGGCUUGUGAAUCUGCAGAAAUUGCCGAAUCGUCUCAGAACCCUUCUAAUACCUUCUUGCCUGCAUCCAACAACGAAGGUUCAGCUCCACCUUCUUCACAUAUACCACCCCCAUCUGCUGGUCAUCGUCGCAAACUCGCCUUGAUUGUUGCUGAUGACAACAAGGCAGCUAUAGCUCGUCGGAACAGUUCGCAUGAUAGCACGUCUUGAGCAAUGGUUGUACUAGCACAUUUUUGCAGCACAUACAUGCAGUACUGUUUUCUCACCAUUGAACCUUGGACCACCAGGUUAUACAUGUCAGCAUUGUGGUGCACUUUUUUGGUAUGAAGAACGUGUUAAUCGGAGCCGUCAGACAAAAAGUCCAUCCUACAACCGAUACUGCAGAGAAGGGAGUAUCAUCUUGCCUUCUUAUAAACCCCCUCCAGAACCUUUGCACAGCCUUCUCACUGGAGUGAACCCAUCAAUGUCAACCCAUUUCUUUGAGAACGUAAGAUAUUACAACUCAAUGUUUGCUUUCACAUCAAUGGGUGUUAAUAUAAUCGAUUCUAUCAA
Panicum virgatum (switchgrass) is the source of this 1295-nucleotide messenger RNA. RefSeq lists its product as uncharacterized. The record is from RefSeq and is a predicted model, not a curated record. The transcript is spliced from 9 exons. NCBI's taxonomy places the organism in Eukaryota, Viridiplantae, Streptophyta, Magnoliopsida, Poales, Poaceae. Bases 423 to 953 code for a protein of 176 amino acids.